AUGGCCACCUCGCCGGAGCCACCCCGCCGGAUCGCCGGUCGUCUUCGUCGUCCUCCUCAACACCCACUGCCUAGACCCCUACUCCGCGCGGUGAGGCCCGGCCUCUCCCUCCUCUCUGUCUUCCUCAAUGCGCCACCACGCGCACACGCGCCCGCACUCGGCUGCGCACGUGCCGCGCCCCUGCGGCUGCUGCUUCUACAGCCCCGCCGCGCUCGUGCUCGCCGCCACACGUUCCCGCCGCCGCGUCUGCCUACCUCUGCCGGCGGCCAGCUCCACCCGCUCGCGCCCCGCUUCCCCCAGCGCCGCUGCUCAUCCCCGGGGCCGCCCGUGCUCGCCGCCCGCCCCGCAUUGCUCCGCCCGCGCAAGCCGCUCGGAGUCGCGCCCCGCCCCUGUCCCUGCAUCGCCGCGCGCCGCCCCGCCCGGCCGUGUCCAUCGUACCGCGUCGAUGCGCCCCUGCUCGCCACCCCACCUCCUCUGCCGCCACGCCUGCACUCGCUGCUGCGCCAGGCCACGCCGGCGCGUGGCCUCGCCCCCUGCUGCUGGUCCACCGUCGCUGCCCCGCCUCUGGCCGCCCACGCCGGCCGCCCUUGCCCCGCGCCUGCCUUGGCCGGCGACCCCCGCACCUUCCCUCUCGCGGCAACCAGCUCCGCUGCCCGCGGCCACGCGCCCCCGCAGCCGCCCCUGCCCGCGCCUGACCCUGGCCGCCCCCUCUCCUCGCACUCCCACUGCGCCCGCAGCCAACUCCGGCGAGCCACCCGCAGCACCUCCGCUCGGGUCCGCCUCCAUCGGGCGCACAUGACCCGACGCCCGCUAGCGCCCGUGCCCAUUUGGCCCCUGGCCCUAUGA
This is a messenger RNA of Aegilops tauschii subsp. strangulata, 846 nucleotides long. The record is from RefSeq and is a predicted model, not a curated record. Lineage: Eukaryota; Viridiplantae; Streptophyta; Magnoliopsida; Poales; Poaceae.